ACCGCCAUUAUACCAUAGAAGAAGAUUUUGGGCGGAGUAAACACUAAUGCUUCGCUUUUUCCUCUGUUUGUCACUAGGGACCACUUCCACAAAGUAACAAACCCUGCCUAUUUCUAUCAUUUAUCUUCUUAAAGUGUGAUAUUAAACCAAACUGUUAACUCUAACUAAUUGUUGUUUUCAUGUAUUUUAAAGAUAUAGCUCAUUUUGAGGCAGUUGGUAACCUUCCUCUCAGCAAACCCCAAAUUUCCCAUCAGCCACCACAAUAUUCACAGGCGCUCCAUAGAAGGUAUUUCUCAUUUUGUACUAAGGACAAACCACCCAGUUAAACGUUAGAUUAAAAGCAUCACAAUGUCCGAGCUUUUUAUGGAAUGUGAGGAAGAGGAGCUGGAGCCAUGGCAGAGACAGACACCAGAAGUUAAUUUGUUGGGCGACGGUAAACCUGAUGAUGAUGACGACGAUGAACCUAUAUUUGUUGGGGAGCUUAGUACUUCAAAGGGCACCAUUAACACCAGACCAACGAACAACCAAAGAAAUGUGAAGACCACCCCAGUUCAAAGUGGCGGAGUUGGAAGACCAAGAGCCCCUAGGAUGACAAUGACACACAGCUCUCCCCAAGCUCAUCUCACUCAGGGUCCAGUUCCCCAGAACAUCAUAAUUCCAGGGAAAGGGUUGAACAAUGCACCUCGACCCUUAACAGCAGUACCACCACAGCCCAUCAUUAUCAACAACCAGGGUUACAUUAUGACCACACCACAGUUACCGGCCAACUCCGCUUUCCUUGCUUCCCUUGGGAAACAGUAUCCCCCUGGGACAUCUUUCACUGUGGUUCCAGCAGGCCAGCAACACAUUCUGCAGCAGGUGACUCCAGGGAAGCCUUUACCUGGGGUUAUCCACAGGCCUCAAGUGCACAUGAUCCACAACAACGUAGUGACCUUGUCCAAUGUGCAGGGCCCCGCUGCAUUGUCUUCCCAGCCCAACCGCUCAAAUUGUACCAACCUCCAGAUUGUGUCCCCAGUUAUUCAAGCCAAAGGCAACAGCUGGGACUAUGGCAAACGAGGUUUACCUCAAGACCAAAACAGCACAGCUAAAAAAGCAAAGCAGGACAUGGGGUCUUCCCACGCCCAGGAGAUAUUAGAAAAUGGGGCACGUUUUUGUAAAAAAUGUCCAAAGUGUAAAUUUGAUUUCUACCAACAAGUUGUCAUGAAAGAUCACAUGGUGAAAUGUUGUCCUCACCUGUUGGAGUGUGUCUUCCCCUCAACCCCGAAGUCUACUUACCUUUUUGCAAGCAAGCGCAUCAUGCUUGUCACAGACUUCUACUAUGGUAGAUUUGAGGGAGACAAACCAAAAUUGCAGCAGCAGAAGACCCCAUUUACCUAUAAGUGCCAGAGCUGUUUGAAAGUACUCAAGAACAAUGUCAGGUUCAUGAACCACAUGAAGCACCAUCUGGAGCUAGAGAAGCAGAACAGUGAGAGCUGGGAAAGCCACACUACCUGCCAACACUGCUACCGGCAGUACUCAACCCCAUUCCAGCUGCAGUGCCACGUCGAGAGUGCCCACAGCAUGGUCGAAUCUUCAACCAAUUGCAAGAUAUGUGAAUUAGCCUUUGAGUCUGAGCAAGUGCUCUUGGAACACAUGAAGGACAAUCACAAGCCUGGAGAGAUGCCCUAUGUCUGCCAGGUGUGCAACUACCGGUCUUCAUUCUUUACCGAUGUGGACACACACUUCCGUACGGUGCAUGAAAACACAAAGGAUCUCCUUUGUCCUUUCUGCCUUAAAGUUCUUAAAAGUGGUCAUGUCUACAUGCAGCACUAUAUGAAGCAUCAGAAAAAAGGAAUUAAUCGUUGCGGGAAAUGCAGGCUGAAUUUCCUCACCUACAAGGAGCGAGUGGAUCACAAGACUCAGCACCAUAAGACUUUCCAAAAACCCAAAGCUCUGGAGGGCCUUCCUCCUGGAACCAAGGUGACUAUCCGGGCCUCUCUGACAGGGCCAUCUCCCAGUUCCGCCCGUGCUGCUGACAAAUCCAGUGUCAGUGUUAUACCAGAGGUCCCAGGCAUGAAGGGAGCCAUGAAGGCAGCCAAUGUAAAAGCUCAGAGCAGUACAUUUACCACACAGGGCAGCAGUGGGGGGAAAAGCAAGGGCGCAGUGAGCAAAAAGCUCCUCAAGCAGCAGAAGAACAACCAUGUGUUGCAGAGUCUCAGUAUUGGAGAAAGACGACAUACCUGCAUUGAGUGCUACUCGGAGAUUCAUGACUUCUAUAGUCACUAUCCCAUGGUUGCAAUUUGUGGUGCAUGCAAGUAUCGGACAAGUUGCAAAACAUCCUUUGGAAACCAUAUGAUAAGGUUCCAUAGUGCCAUCUCAAAAGAGAGAUUCCGGAAAAUGAGGAAAAUCCCAGUUGUUCUAAGGAAUUUAACCCUUGUCUGUCUGAACUGUGACUUCCUGGCUGAUGCGCAUGGAACUGACCUCAUGAGCAAGCAUUUGAUUGACAGACCACACCACGUCUGUAAGGUCAUUCUAGAGAAAGGAGAAGGUGGUGCUGUAGAUGACGGCAUUAGAGGAAAUAAACAAGGGAUCUCUGCUCUGAUGUUCCCUGAUAUCCAGAAUGCUGAAACUGCCACAGUGAGUGGCACUUUUGACCAAUUCCACAGCGUUCCCAGAUUGGUGGAGACCUCCAAUGUCUUGUGUAUCACCCCAGCUGCUGAAAGAAGGGAUGGGCCAGAGGUAAUGCAUGUUCAGACACAAGAGUCAGGAAGAGGUGCUGUAAUUCUACUAGACAACGAUGAUGCAGCAGUUAACCAACUAGGAGAGGCAGAAGUGCAAGGGCUUCUACAUAUCUCUACAGUGGAUCAGAGCCAGAGAGUCACACAGGCUACAGAGCUAGAAACACCCAUGGAAAGUUCAGUUGAGGAAGACCCGUCUUUGCAGUCAGGGCCCAUGGAUAGAGAAACAAGCAUAGGAAACUCAGUUGAAGGGGAGUGGAGAGAAGAGCAGUCUUUGCAGUCAGGCCUCAUGGAAAGUGAAACACCCAUGGAAAGCUCAGUUGAGGGGGAGCAGAGGGAGGAGCUGGCUUUGCAGUCAGCGACCAGGUCCCCCACUAGUUCUGUGGCCUGUGAGUUAGAUGGGGAGACGGUGCGUUUGCAUGAGUCAUUAAGCAAACCGGAAUCUGUGAGCUUUGACGACAGUAAGGUCAGCGUUUCCCUGGAGACCACCCCCUUUGAGGUUGUAGACCAAGAGGUGAAAGAUAUCGUGGAAGCAAAGGACAUCUCGUCCUCUCAAAGUCCAGCUGACGUCCUGCAUCAGAGGGAAGUUGACAAAGACAUUCCCUCCAGUCCUGAAACACUGAAGGGAUCGGCGUCCUCGGAGUAGUGAGAAGUGGACCGGAUGUAUUUUUAAGAAUACUGCAUAUCAUUGAAAUGUAUUUCUCUUCCCAUUUUCUUAAACUUGACUGUCCUUGACCAGAUGGAGAUGAGCUGAGACGUGUUAUGUGUUUAUUAGAUUUGGCAUUUGGAAAAACAUGUAUCAUUUUUUUCUAACAUCAGUGCAAGAUUUGACUUCUGUCUGUCAAACUUACAAUUUGGUUGUAAGCUUUCAAUGAAAGUGAAAAUGGUACACUGAAUAAUUUGACUUUCUGUAGUGUCGAAAAAUACAUUCUGAAUGUUUAUGCUUUCCUUUAUCUGAACCUGUACUCAAGUGUGAAAAAUCCUUGAAAUAUCUUAACUAUCCUUCCACUGGUAGAUAUAGGCCUUUUGUUUAUUUUGGAUACCUCCUCUACUUCCAUUGACAUUUCAUAGGUGCUUUUGUGUAUUUUUAGUAUACUAUAAUCCAUCACUUUCCCUUUGAUCAUCUGUAUGUCUUUAGUUUGAGAGCAGUCCAAUGGACUUGAAUCAUGGAGGGAGUUUGAGUCAAAGGAACUGCAGCGCACCGGUCUAUGGCCUGUCACAUGAACAGGCAAAAGCAGUGGGGGGAACUGAAAAUCUUCUUUACACUCUUGGGUAAUUCAUUCUAAUCAUUUUAAAUCGAACAGUAGUCUGCGUCGCUCGGUCAUGUCAACAGGGCAGCAUGGUGCAUCGUCCAGAAACACUUUGCCAUAACUUGUUUGAAAAUUCAAGCAUUUUUUUUUAUUGUAAAGGUAGAUGGUGUUUUGAUCAAAAGCAAUCACUUUUUCACUUGAAACCAGUCUCUUAUUCAAUACUCCACGUGCUUAACCUACGUCAGAGAUGAUUUUGCCAUCAGCCAGAGUGGGGUACCUGGCUCAAAGAAUGCAAUCACUUUUCAUCCAGUGCAAACUCCUCCCACUGGGGACAACUGGGCCAGGUAAUCUAAUCCCCUCAGUGUUUCCAUUGCAGUCGUGCUAACAUGUAAAUAAACUUUGGUAAUACAGUAUGAAAUCUGCUAUUGAGACUUGAUUAAGAACUGACUGUCCAUGUUCAUUAUGGUUGAGAGAGGUGAUCAACUGUAGUCUGUAGGAUCAUCACUGCCCAGUUUACAUGAAAAGUAAUAAAAAUGCAUUGAUUCCCCAGUUACCUCACAAUAGUUGUUAUAAAUUACAAGCAUCUUGAUAGGUUUAACACUGAUAGGAGUGUUGACUUAGCACUGAAAUGUCUUCACCUUUGCUAUGAAUGUGAUCAUUGUGCCAUUUUGUUUAGUUUGGUGAAUUUUCAGCUGAUGGGGAGGUUGAGGAUGCAAAAAGCUUGAGGGAGAAGUGUGACAUGAGUUGGUGCGUAAACAAGCUAGAAAUGGAUUGAAUUUUUUUGACAGGUGACAGCAAAGGUGUCGCUCUUGGCCAGCAUGUGCAGAUAAUACAUACAGAAUUAUCCCAAGCAGUGAAGCUAGACUGUUUUCUUGCGUCCUUAAAAUAGACAAGAAUGGGGAAGUAAUAAUGUCUAAUUAUUCUGUUUAUUAUAUCCUGUGUGUAACAUCAAUCCACCAGAAUUGCCUGAUAGUUUUUCUUGUGAUCAAUGGAUUGUACUGUACCAGUAUUAGAGGACCUGACAGUGCAGAAAGGGUACACCACUACAGUAGUAGUAGUAAACUAAAACCGAGAUUUAUCUGUUUCCUUUGUGGGAUCCUCCAGACUGUAUGUCACUUUUCAAUCUUUAUUUACUUUCUUGAGGGAAAUUUAACAAAAGAAACAAUGAGAGCAAAGACUAAAUUCUGUCAUUAUUUCAGUAUUUCCUUUUCUGGCGGGGCACAGUAGGCCCAAAUACAAUACUCAGUUGUCACCUCAGGCUAAGUCGUUUUGAAGAUUUACGGAUGAGUUCUCAGAGGGAGGCACACUUCUGUCAAAUUUCAGGGCACCUCGAGGAGCAAUGCCACCUUGUGAAGUGAGAACACCUCACGUAUGCACAGGGCCCCCCCCCAGUAAUGUCUAUCUGUAUUUGUUUGCAAGUGUUCCAAAUGUCAGCUAAUGAUGCUCAAUGGGAACAAGCUUUAUAGAAUGGCUGACAGUAUAUGACAGUUUCAACCAAGGAGCAAGAGACUUUGAAAAGUGAAACUCAAAGAUUGUCUCCCUUUUGACUUCUAUGCAUAUGCAAAUCCUGUAAAACCUUCAAAGUCAAUUCUGGAUGUCAGUACCACUGCAUUUUUUUCAUUGUUCCCCUCUAAUCAGGGACUGAUUUAGACCUGGAACACAAGGUGGGAGCAGAAAACCAGCGGGCUCUGGACCUCAGAGUAAGAGUUGAAUAACCUUUCUGUAAAGGCAAGAUAAAAAGAAAAUGACAGGCUUCUGAGUUUGUUUAUUAUUGUCCCUGCAUCAUUGUGAAAAGGAUCAAAAUGAAACAAAUUGCCUUUGGAUCACCUGAAAUCAAGUGAUAUCAUAGCCCCAUUGCUGAAAUUAAGUGAUAUCAUAGCCCCAUAUCUGAAAUCAAGUGAUAUCAUGGCCCCAUAAUUUUUCAGGCUUCGAGGAGAUAUGCCUUCAGAAAGUACACCCCUUGACUUAUUCCUCAUUUUUAUUUUACAGCCUGAAUUCAAAAUGGAUUAAAAACAAUAUUCUCACUCAUCUAUACACAAUAACCCAUAAUGACAGUGAAAACAGUUUUAGGAGUUUUUCAAAUGUAUUAAAUGAAGUACAGAUAUCUAAUUCA
Molecule: messenger RNA, 6080 nt
Organism: Oncorhynchus masou masou (cherry salmon)
Lineage: Eukaryota; Metazoa; Chordata; Actinopteri; Salmoniformes; Salmonidae
Product: zinc finger protein 280C-like
Exons: 20
Coding region: 349-3363 (1004 amino acids)
Biological process (GO): regulation of DNA-templated transcription
Molecular function (GO): RNA polymerase II cis-regulatory region sequence-specific DNA binding; DNA-binding transcription factor activity, RNA polymerase II-specific
Source: RefSeq, a predicted model, not a curated record